GAAGCCUUGAUGAGGGCUGGAGCCUGGAGAUAAGGUUCCGGGUUGUCAGAAGAGGCUCGAGAUGAACCAAGAACAAGGUGCAGCAACGAUCGAAGCUACGCUCUCUACUCGCGUCAAUCAGCUCAUGCCAUCAAUCCAUCACCACUAAGAGCGGCACCUGUUGCUGCUGCACUGCCAGAGUGCCAGAGGUCGUAGCUAGGAUCAGCAAUGCUUUUCCCUCCGCCGCCUCCGAUGCCCACGCUGAGCAAGUGCUGCCGCUGCCGCUGCUCGUCGCCGUCGCCGAAGCUGCAGCGACCUGCGGAGACCGGGAAGAAGCCUACCUAGCAGGCGGCGGAGCGAUGAUGCUUAUCACAAGGAGAGCCCACGCCGCAUCCCUCCUCCUCGGCCUCGCGGCCAUGGCGGUGGCGGCGCCGGCGCCGGCCAGGGCGGACGAUGGGAGCAACGGCGGCGGCGGCGGCGGCGAGGAGGAGGAGGGCGUCCUCGGCGCCAUCAAGUCCAUCUUCGACCCGAACGAGAAGACCAAGGCCGGGAAGGUGCUCCCCAAGGCGUACCUGAAGGCCGCCAGGGAGGUGGUGCGCACGCUCCGGGAGUCGCUGGAGGAGGACGACGGCGGCGACAUGGCCAGGUUCCGGCGGAACGCCGACGCCGCCAAGGAGUCCAUCCGGGAGUUCCUGGGCGGGUGGAGAGGCCAGCAGGCCGUCGCCGCCGAGGAGUCGUACGUCGCGUUGGAGAAGGCGAUCAGAUCACUGGCGGAGUUCUACUCCAAAGCAGGGCCCUCCGCUCCGCUCCCACUGGAUGUCAAGAACAAGAUCCUCGAUCACCUCAGUACAGCGGACGCCUACCUGUAGAUUUUUGCUUUCCACAAACAUUGCUCGUGCACAUCUCAACGAUGAGGAAGAAAUGAUUCUGCUCCAGUAUUUCGUUCUUUUUUUACCUGCAAAGCCCGUUUCACCCAAACAAUAAACACAUCCAUGCACGAUGCCCAGACAUUUUAGCCGGGCAUCAUGGCAUGGUGUAUGCA
Molecule: messenger RNA, 1021 nt
Organism: Panicum virgatum (switchgrass)
Lineage: Eukaryota; Viridiplantae; Streptophyta; Magnoliopsida; Poales; Poaceae
Product: photosystem II D1 precursor processing protein PSB27-H2, chloroplastic-like
Exons: 3
Coding region: 339-848 (169 amino acids)
Biological process (GO): photosystem II repair; photosystem II assembly
Cellular component (GO): photosystem II; chloroplast thylakoid lumen
Source: RefSeq, a predicted model, not a curated record